Messenger RNA from Salvelinus sp. IW2-2015, 1375 nucleotides. Its product is annotated as high affinity cationic amino acid transporter 1. The record is from RefSeq and is a predicted model, not a curated record. NCBI's taxonomy places the organism in Eukaryota, Metazoa, Chordata, Actinopteri, Salmoniformes, Salmonidae. Gene Ontology annotation, biological process: L-arginine import across plasma membrane; L-ornithine transmembrane transport. Gene Ontology annotation, molecular function: L-ornithine transmembrane transporter activity; L-lysine transmembrane transporter activity; L-arginine transmembrane transporter activity. Gene Ontology annotation, cellular component: plasma membrane.
CUCUGUCCACCAGCCUGCUAGGCUCCAUGUUCCCCAUGCCUCGUGUCAUCUGGGCCAUGGCUCAGGACGGCCUCCUCUUCAAGAGUCUGGCCCAGAUCAGCGACCGAACCAAAACCCCUCUAAUCGCUACUGUAACCUCUGGAAUGGUGGCAGGUGCCCCUGCUUCCCUUCCUCCCAGUAGCCAGUAUGUUUAUCAACAUCUUCCUGAUGUGUCAGCUGGGCCGAGGAACCUGGAUACGCUUCUCUUUCUGGAUGAUCAUAGGUUUCAUCAUUUACUUUGGCUAUGGGAUCCGUAACAGUGUAGAAGCUGCUUUAGCCAAUACUGCCAGUAACCUGCACGGAUACAAGCCAGACUGCACUCUCAACGGACAGCCAAUGGACAUCGAGAAGGAAGUCUUCUUACACAACGGCCUGGACCUGGACAACACAGUGGACGAGGAGGACGGUGACCUCUAGAGGUUGUGGAGGUGCGGUGCACUUCUCUAAUGUUACUAUCUGAUUACUUUAUCUAUCUUUACCUGUCAGAUUAGUACCACAUACUGUCAGAAAUAUCUUCACGUGAAGGGGGACAAUCACGUACAAUCAGAACGAGCUCUAUUAGGGCCUCAUGUUGCGUAGUAUCAAACCGGACGCAGGUCUCUUCACAUUGGGCKGUGAUCCACCGUACCAGUUCCCACGUCCACUGCUCAUGACUCUGUUAACGAUAUCAUUUGUAAACACCAAACCGAAGAGUCCGUCUGCCAUUGUUAGCACAUAGCAGGAGGACUAACACACUUCUCUCGGAAGAAGAAACAGGGGCUUGAAAGGAUCUGUGGCCCUUAACAUUUUAUUCAAAUUAGUUGGAAAUACUGAAUAGUCUAUAAUUUCACACUGAAGAGCYGGGCUCGUCCCUAAUACUAAACUUUACUGGUGGAUUACCAUGCAGUCUAUCACCCUCUGAUGGUAUCCUGGUGUCACUGCAUGAUAGAUGCUGAUAGAUAGAGGAUGUYUCACAAGGGCACCCUAUUCCCUAUAUAGUGCARUACUUUUGACCAGGACCCAUAGUGGACACAGUGCUGGUUGCUGUGUCCCCCUCUACUAUUCAAGUCCACAUCAUCCUCCCCAAUUUCAUUACUUACAAUGACAURGACAUAUUCUGCUUCUUAUCUACAAAUAUAUUGACUUAUUGAUGACAACAAGUGAUGUUUUUUCAUUCAUAUGUGCUGAGCCAUCUCUGAGUCAAUAGAGCUGCACUUCCUUGUUUGAUUGAACAUCAUAUUCAGGAUGUAAUGAAUUGUAAUUCAUACGUCUCAAAUUACAACUUCCGUAUGAAUUGAGGUGAGUGUUUUAAGGUAAUAAGCUGAUGUUGUUCCAACUUCCAUUAUAGAGGAGUUGA